AUGAACCCUCCCUACUGGAAAGACUCCGAGGACAUCGACACCGGUUUCCGGGCGCUGGCCACCGACCACGCCUUCCGCUCGUCCGAAAACGACUUUGUCGUUUCCCAUGUUCCCGCCCAGCCCCAGACCACCCUGGGGUCUCCUCCACCACCGGCUCACGUAACAGCUUCCACAAACCAGCAUGCAGCGUCUCCCACGGUGCAUUCCACCGUUUCGGUAAAUGCGCUCAAUUCCCAGUUGAAUCCUUCCAGGCUUUCCGAUAACAGUCCUAUCGAAGGUACCUCUGAGGACGGCGUGGAUGAGUCGCUUACUGGCACAAGAAAGAAGGUGUCGAGUACAAAAAGAGCAGUACAGAACCGAAACGCCCAGCGGGCCUUCAGACAGAGAAGAGAGAAGUAUUUGAAGGAGUUGGAGGCCCGUGUGGGCGAGAUGCUGCAGUUGCACAAGAAGAUUGAUGAUUUGCAGCGGGAAAACCGGGAGCUUCGAGACUACACUAUGGCGCUUCAGAGCGAGUUGUUGAAGUUGACCCACAAUGUGAAUUCCGACCACAAGGGGUAG
Candidozyma duobushaemuli is the source of this 558-nucleotide messenger RNA. RefSeq names its product Cap4p (gene CAP4). The transcript has a single exon. Gene Ontology annotation, molecular function: transcription cis-regulatory region binding; DNA-binding transcription activator activity, RNA polymerase II-specific. Lineage: Eukaryota; Fungi; Ascomycota; Pichiomycetes; Serinales; Metschnikowiaceae. Gene Ontology annotation, cellular component: RNA polymerase II transcription regulator complex. The coding region runs from base 1 to 558 and encodes 185 amino acids. The record is from RefSeq and is a predicted model, not a curated record.